Messenger RNA from Pestalotiopsis fici W106-1, 942 nucleotides. RefSeq lists its product as uncharacterized. The transcript has a single exon. The record is from RefSeq and is a predicted model, not a curated record. Bases 1 to 942 code for a protein of 313 amino acids. Gene Ontology annotation, cellular component: endoplasmic reticulum; plasma membrane. Lineage: Eukaryota; Fungi; Ascomycota; Sordariomycetes; Amphisphaeriales; Sporocadaceae. Gene Ontology annotation, biological process: monoatomic ion transport. Gene Ontology annotation, molecular function: monoatomic ion channel activity.
AUGCCUGGCAACGAGGCCGUUCAAAUCAAUAACGUGGUUGGCCAGCAGGCCAACCUGGCUAUCACCAACCACGGAUCAGAUUGGUAUUAUACCGUCUGUGCUGUCAUGGGCGUCUCGACGCUUGCCUUUAUGGGAUUGGCACUCAGAAAGCCUCAGGGCCAUCGGUUGUUCCACUACAUCACUGCUGGCAUCACAGCUAUUGCGUGCAUAGCCUACUUUGCCAUGGGUUCCAAUCUUGGCCAGGUGCCCAUUCAAGCCGAAUUUGUGCGACCACGCUCUCACUGGGUCGGUUCCGCAGGCACUCGCGAGAUCUUCUAUGCCCGCUACAUUGACUGGGUUAUCACUACGCCUCUUCUGCUACUGGACCUGCUUUUGACGGCUGGUUUACCCACUCCAACCAUUCUCAUCACCAUCUUUGCCGACGAGAUCAUGAUUGUCUGUGGCCUCAUCGGCGCUCUCACUCGCACCUCGUACAAGUGGGGUUUCUGGACUUUUGGCAUGGCUGCUUUCUUUUACGUCGUUUACAAUCUGCUGGGAACUGGUCGGUCGCACGCCAGUGCUCUCGGUGGUGCACCCAAGAAGACCUACAUGCUCUGCGGUGUCAUGCUCACCUUCCUCUGGUUCCUGUACCCCAUUGCCUGGGGCCUGAGCGAGGGAGGUAACGUCAUUCAUCCCGAUUCCGAGGCUAUCUUUUACGGUAUUUUGGACAUCUUUGCCAAGCCGGUCUACGGUGCUCUCCUUAUCUGGGGCCACCGCAAUAUCAACCCCUCUCAGCUCGGUCUUCACAUCCGUGACCCCGGCCAGACCAGUGAGAAGUAUCACAACAAUGGUCUUCACAAUGGCCAUGGUGUGACUGGACCUGACCGUGCCGUUGGUACCAAUGGCACUCACACCACCGGGGCGAGUGCUGCCGGUGCUGGUGCUCCUACCGCCACAGUCUAG